CAUCUGCUAUGGUCCUGUUUCCAGCCCUGCCUCCUGCUGCUGGACUCUUGGAACAAAGUCUCAGGGUGGAUUCCAGAUCUGCAUCUUUUCUUGUAUGUGCCCAUCAGUGGACCUAGUUACCACCAUCCUGAUCAGCCCAUUCACUUUGAAUUCUGUGGGACUGGAGGACUACGCCUUGACUGUUGAAGUCACCCUCUGCUGAAGUCAUCCUUGGCUCCCAGCUUGUCAUCCCUUAAGGAGCAGACCAACUCUUGCUGUUCCCUGGCAGCCUGCACUGAAUGGACAAUACCUAUGAAAAAAUCUGUGAUGUUAUCAUGCCCUUACUGUGUUCAUGUUAGCAGUGAAUCCAUGCUACCUGUUACCACCAUGCCCUAAUGCAACCAGGAAAUGGAAUUGCUGCCAGGACUGGUGGAGCACAAACCAGGUGAUGUAUUGUGAUGCCAGCAGUGAUGAGGCCGAGUUCUUCCAAAGCACCCUGCAUGUUAUGACAACUUGCUGCCUCACAUACACGUGAUCACAUACCACUUCUCUUCAUAUCAUCGCUCCUUAAAGAAACUCGAGCAGGGAAACCAUAUCAUCAAGACUGUGCCUGAUGUUGCUGCUAAUCAUGGAUUUCUAGUGCUGAGAGAAUUCCAGUAGGCUCCGCACAACGGACUAGCACACUCAUGCCCUCUCUUUUCUUAGACAUAAAUGGAUUGACCUAAGUGAAACAAGGCAAAAUGAAUAACAAGUUUGAUUUUAAGACCAUCAGUUCAAGUCAAGCCUCCGCUAUGGGUGACCUUCAGAGACUUCUUAGCCAAGGAGAAUAUCCUCCUUUUACCUCUGCUCCCAUCUUUGAGAGCAAGUUUGUCCAGGUUAAUCGAAGAGGGGAACCAAUUUCUAUCCAUAACCGAGCCAGCUAUGUGACCAUUGGCAUCUGUGCUGCCAAUCCCAGUUCACCAAUGCCCAAUGCGAUGCUGGUAGCGCACGAGGUGCCCAUGUCCCCACACGAAAGUAUGACAAGCUUCUGGAAAAUCUCAGAGCAGCCAUCCGAAAUGGAACAUCUAGCACUUACCAGGUUCUUCCCCUUGAAGUUUGUGGAACUCUCUGUCCACAGCACAGAUAAGCACCUCCUCAUGUUAAAAUUAGUAAAUGGGCGUUCCUAUUAUCUAGAGCUCAGUGCCCCUCCAGACCAGCAACAAUACCUAUUCCACCUCUGGCUGCAGCUCAUCUGUCUCCUGAAACCCCCAGAAAAUACCAAAAAUACCGAAGUCAAUGUAAAACGCAAGGAUUUUGGGAUGUGUUACAAGAAAGAUCCCAGCCCAAACGGCCCACCAGAAAAUAGGGACAACCCACAAGAUGUGCCUAAGCCCAAAACAGAGGAAGAAGAAGUUACUAAACAAACCUCCUCCAAUCAAGUUCCCCUCUCAGGUACAGUGGAUCCCACAGAAGAGAGUGGAAGGACAGUGGAACCCUUCCACAGCUCCCUGAAGCCACCCAGGCAAGAAACCACCAUGCAGCCAAAUAAUAUAGUUCCUCUGGAUACAAAGAAGAGCAAAAGCCCAGAAAAGAGGAAAACUAGGACAAAUCAAACAAAGCAAAAAAGUGGAAAAAAAUUACAGACAUCAGGAAAUCAAAAAAAUGGCAGUAAGUCAAAUAGACUGCUUCAGAUAUUAUCCCAGGUGAUUAGUCCAUAAGAAGGAAUAAAAGAAAAUAAAGCAAAGCAUCCUGGACAUCAGAUGCAGUUGAAACAAGGAAAAGAUGUACACACAGAAGAAAAAAUUCCCCUAUAGACUUCAGUUCCAUUCAUAACGUCUUACUACUGUACAAUGAACUAUUACUGAAAUACAAACUCUGUAUUCCUCUGUAUUAGUUCACAACUAGCAAAAACAAAUAAAAUUUGA
Messenger RNA from Columba livia (rock pigeon), 1883 nucleotides. RefSeq names its product golgi associated RAB2 interactor family member 2 (gene GARIN2). Gene Ontology annotation, cellular component: nucleus. The record is from RefSeq and is a predicted model, not a curated record. The transcript is spliced from 7 exons. Lineage: Eukaryota; Metazoa; Chordata; Aves; Columbiformes; Columbidae. The coding region runs from base 720 to 1676 and encodes 318 amino acids.